AUGGUGAGUUACAGUUCCUCCGAGGAGGAAGAUGCCAGCAGUGACAGAUUAUCAGAUGGCCAGGAAGAAGGUCGUGGAAGAGUUACAGCUGAGGUCCAGGAAAUUGAAAUGGUGACUGGUAAUGGUCAUUGUUCUUCCAAUGGCAAUGGCAACACAUUUGAUUCGACAGGCAUCAAAACAGAACCUGAAAGGCGCAAGUAUUUGUCCCCAGUGUCAAAGCGCAGAAGAUUAACCGAAAGUAACAGUGGCAUGAAGGCUGAUGGAGGAGCUCCCUCCAUUUGGAACAGCAACAUGUGCCGUGAUCCUUCCGAGGCAACAGGAAGUCCUGUCACUGUUAGCCAGCAACCUGAGCCUGCUGCUUUGGAGGCGAAUCCUCGGAGGCAUGGAACCAGAAACAGGCCUCCCACCGCAAGAGCUCUAGAAGCUAUUGCUUUUGGACUUCUUGGAACCGGGAAGGGGAAGAAGGGUGACCUGAAGAACAUGGCAAGGAACCGGCCUUCUCAGCCAGCUCGCAAAGCCGACACCAAAGAUCAUGUUCCUACAGCUUCCAGUGGUGGCACAGAGUCCAGUGAUUGA
Messenger RNA from Setaria italica (foxtail millet), 576 nucleotides. RefSeq lists its product as uncharacterized. The record is from RefSeq and is a predicted model, not a curated record. The transcript has a single exon. Bases 1 to 576 code for a protein of 191 amino acids. NCBI's taxonomy places the organism in Eukaryota, Viridiplantae, Streptophyta, Magnoliopsida, Poales, Poaceae.